UUUCCAGAGGUGCAGUGCACGUGGCCGGCUGGCUUCAAGGGGAGUAUGGGGUGCUGGUGCUGGGUGCCCACAGCUGUCUCGAUUUAGAGGCACUGAGCCCUCCUGCAAACUGAGUGCAGGGCAAAGGGAACAUGUGGGAAGCAAAUCUCCACGGUGCCUGGUUUACAGAACUGAGGAAGCAAGGCUUUCUGAGAGGAGGAACAGCUGUUUGUUUUGGAUUCCAUUCUGGUCACUAGCAGGGGUGGGGAACUGCUCAGUUUAGCGUGAGGAUGUGUCUGAGGGAUCCUGUUAUGCACUUAGGUUUGAGACGCUUUGUCCUCUGAGCAGCAGCACGGAACUCGUCUUUCCUCCGCUAGGUCCCCCGUCUGGGGCCGGGUACAGAUGAGGAAUCCCUAGCAAACUGCUUCUCAGUAAUGUUUUACUCUCUCUUCUCCCCUUUCCCCUCCCCCAGCACGAGUAAAUCAAGCCCGGACAGCCCACGCUCUGCUCUGUUCCUUUGCUGAGUCAGGAGGAGGAAUGUAACCUGGCAGUAGUGUAAUCAGCCACGCAGUAGCUGCGGUGCCAUGGGGGGGGCGUAUCUGAUGAGCUGCCCCAUGGGUGAGUGAUGGCUCGAGAUAAGCCUACACACUCAAGCACAACACCCCCCACCAUCUCGCUCCUGCGGCAAGGCCCUGAAUCGCACAGAGAGCUCACAGGGAGCAGAGAGAGACAGAGCAUUUGCUUUAAAACCUAAACAACUGUAUUUUCUUAAGCUGCUUUGCUGAUACCUGCCUCCUCCCCCAAACAGAAAAGGAUCGGCCAGACUUUAUCCUGGGUACUGGUGCGGGGAUUGUUUGGCCUUCCAGAGGGGCUUAAUCUGCUUGGAAUGGAGGGUGGGGUGGAUGUUUGCUCCCAUCUCCAGCACAGGGGAUGUGCCUGCACAUACAGGCCCAAUUGUGGCUCCAUGGUGGCACCUCACGAGCAGUCUCUAUUGUCACUGACUAGCCCAUAUUUCUGAGCUCCCCAGGCAUGCCUGAUGUCAAAAUGAGCCCUGUGCUUACAGCCUGUUCUGUGGUCGCACAUGCUUAAUACUCACUGGGGUGUUGCCUGCCGGAGAUGCAAAACUACACACCCAAGAGGUUCGCCUUUCUCCCCCUCCUGAGUCACUCUGGAGACGAGCCCCAUCAAUCUUGCAGCUGUUGCAGUGGGGGCGCCUGUGUGGUCCAUUGCUGAGCCUUUAGGUCUCUGGGGAGCAGUUUUUUAUCUCCGCAGCUCUUCAGGCUGCUUAUCGGCUGCAUAGUAGGCAGGACCUCCUCUGUCUUCUCCUGCCCGGUUCGCAGGCUCUGGUGGGGAGUUCAUACCGUGGAAUGGCAGGAUGAUUCCCACCCUAUGUGGGAGUUCCCUGCUCAACGAUGUGUUUAGAGCUGGCAGAGGAAGCCAGUAGCUGUGUGCUAAGAUCUGUCUUUAGUCAGCAAAAGGCCCCUGGUGGCAUGGUUGGCUGGGUAUAGAGGCCAAGGCUUGCCCUGCUACAAAGGCACAGCUCCACUGUCUUCUCCAGGGGAAGCAUCCGUGGGACUGAGAGCAGAACUGGGCCCUGGCUUAAACUAGAGUGUUGUCUUGGGAUAAGAACAGGAGAGAAGGGAGCCGGGACUCCUGGGUUCUCCCCAACUCGGGGAGGGGAGUAGGAUCUGGUGGGUUAGAAUGGGGGGCUGGGAGCCCGGACUCCUGGGUUCUGUUCCCAUUUCUGUCACUGACUUGCUGCACCCCCUUGGAUAAGUCCUUCCCUCUCCUGGCUCAGUAGAGAAGUGUCUUUGGUCUGCAUCUUAUGCUGGGUCACGUGGUAUGUUCUGCUGGGCAGAGUGCCUUGGGGGGAGCCCACCUGCCAGGCUGAUGGAUCCCUUCUUGUGUGAGCAGAGCGGUGGAGCCUGGCCCAUGAGAGAGAGCCCCGCCAGAGAGUGGGGGGCGGGGGAGGACAUCUUUGCUUUCAGGGCUCUGGGCGCUGACCCCUGGCUUCCCCCAGUUGUUUGGGUGGGGUGCGGCGAGCCCGGCUAUUGCAGAGUAAUGGGUUGGUGGAGUGAGGGCCAGAGUGUCCCUGUUGUUCCAAGGCUCAUGGGAGGGUGACUGGGCUUUGGGAGGUUGGUGUUCCUCCGCCUGGGGGGCAUGCUGCAGGGACCCCAUCGCUCAGAGGCAAAUGUUGGGCAUUUGCGGUGUGGUGAUGCUUCGCUCCUUUCUGGCCAGCUAGUUCCUCUUCCUUCUCCCUGCUGGACUUGCCUUCCUGGGGCUCUCCUACGACCCCUCCCCUACUGAAUGCAGCCAUGGCAGGCUUCGUCCAGCUGGCUGGUCCCUGGGACACAAGCACCCACAGCCACAUCUCGCCAGUGAGCCAGACCAGCGAUGUUUCUUCGCGGCCGUCAGGCCCCGAGACCCCUGCAGCGCUGUCCUGAGUCCUACCGGAGAUCGCCCCACCCUUUCCUUACAAAUGCUUGCCUCUCUCCUUUCAGGCCCCGGCGAGAUGUCUCUGUGCCAGUGUGCGGGGAAGCACAGUGACUCAGACAUGGAGGGCUGCUGCUUCUCGGCAGGUGGCGGCCUGAAGGUGUACCUGCACUGGAGCGGCGAGGAGGAGGAGCGGUGCCAGACCUACACGCAGGGGGUGCUGAGCGCAGAGGAGAUCUGCAUCGACAUUGCCCAGAAAAUCGGGAUCACGCCGCUCUGCUACAGCCUCUUCGCACUCUGUGAUGUGCAGGCCAGAGUCUGGCUCCCUCCCAAUCAUGUGUUUGAAAUCAGCAAAGACACCAACCUGAAUCUGCUCUUCGGCAUGAGGUACUACUUCCGCAACUGGCAUGCGAUGAGCGACAAAGAGCCGGCCGUUUACCGCAACGUUCCUCGGCAGAGCGAUGCCCUCGAGGACAAGCUGCAGGGCGGUGCGCUUCUGGACAAGUCGUCCUUCGAGUAUCUCUUUGAGCAGGGGAAAUACGAGUUCAUUAAUGAUGUUGUGUCUCUGAAAGACCUUCAGAGCGAGCAGGAGAUCCACCGAUUUAAGAAUGAGAGCUUAGGCAUGGCUGUCCUUCACCUCUCUCACAUGGCUCUCAAACGAGGCGUCUCUCUCGAAGAAGUGGCCAAAAAAAACAGCUUCAAGGGCUGCAUCCCGCGCUCCUUCUGCAGGCAGAUCCAGCAGAACAGCUACCUGACCAAGUUCCGCAUGAGGAACGUCUUCAGGAAGUUCGUGCAGCGCUUCCAGCGGCACACGGUCAGUGCUGGGAAGCUGACGGAGCAGGACAUCAUGUACAAGUACCUGGCCACCUUGGAGAACCUGGCCCCCCGCUUCGGGAGUGAGCUCUUCCCGGUCCUUUCCCUGGAGACGGCCUCCGAGGGCGAGAAGGUGCUGCUCUAUGUGAACGGAGGGCACGCACAGCUGGAGGACGGCUGGGUGUCGUCUCCCAGGGACAGGCCCACCACCCAUGAAGUCCUGGUCACCGGCACGGACGGGAUUCAGUGGCGGACUGUCCCUGUUGAGAGUGCAGAAAGCCUCCCCCACCGGGGCUAUUUUGGGAGAAAGACCAGAGCCAAAGAGCUGGACCUCAAAGGGCCGUGUCAGCCAGUGGAGAGGAGCGAGGCCAAGUGGGUGCGCUUCUGUGACUUCCAGGAGAUCACGCACAUUGCCCUCGAGGACUGCAAAGUCAGCAUCAACCGCCAAGACAACAAGUGCCUGGAGCUGGUUCUCCCAUCCUACGAAAUGGCCCUGUCCCUGGUGUCGCUGGUGGAUGGCUACUUCAGGCUCACGGCUGACUCCAGCCACUACCUGUGCCACGAGGUAGCCCCGCCACGGCUGGUGAUGAGUGUCCUGAACGGCAUCCAUGGGCCAAUGCAGGAGGAGUUUGUCUUCGCCAAGCUGAAGCGGGAGGAGCAGGAUGGGCUGUACGUCAUCCGCUGGAGCAUCCUCGACUUCAACAGGCUGAUCCUGUCGGUGAUGAAGAGGGACAGAGGGCAGGCCACCCCCAAGUACAAGCAGUUCCGGAUCCAGAAGAGAGGCAUCUCCUUUGUGCUGGAGGGCUGGGAGCGGGAGUUCUCCACCGUACGGGAGCUGAUGGACGUUCUCAAAGGCUGCACACUCAAGUCGGGGGAUGAGAGCUUCGCGGUGAGGAGGUGCUGCCCGCCGAAGCCGGGAGAGAUUUCAGACCUGAUCAUCACUCGGAGGGUGAAGGACAGCACCAGGCAGAUCCUGAACCUGACCCAGCUCAGCUUCCACCAGAUCCGGAAAAAUGAGAUCACCCAGAGAGCUCACCUCGGCCAGGGCACCCGCACCAACAUCUACGAGGGUGUGCUGCAUGUUUGCGGGGCUGCUGGCGGGGAUGACGAGGCCGAGUACUUCUCCACCGAGCAGAACAACAACAGUCGGGAGAUGCAUGUGGUACUCAAGGUGCUGGACCCCAGCCACAGGGACAUCGCCCUGGCGUUCUUUGAGACGGCCAGCCUCAUGAGCCAGGUCUCGCACAUCCACCUGGCCUUCGUGCAUGGCGUCUGCGUGCGAGGCUCCGAGAAUAUCAUGGUGGAGGAGUACAUCGAGCACGGCCCCCUGGAUGUUUUGCUGCGGAAGGAGAAAGGCCGGGUGACCGUCGGCUGGAAGAUCACGGUUGCGAAGCAGCUCGCCAGCGCCCUGAGCUACUUGGAGGACAAAAACCUGGUGCAUGGCAACGUGUGUGCCAAGAACAUCCUGCUGGCCAGGAAGGGGUUGGAGAAUGGGUUGUUGCCUUUCGUGAAGCUCAGCGACCCUGGGGUCAGCUUCACGGUGCUCUCCCGAGAAGAGCGAGUGGACCGGAUCCCCUGGAUCGCCCCGGAGUGCGUCCAGGAUGUCGGCAGCCUCAGCACCGCAGCCGACAAAUGGAGCUUUGGCACCACCCUGCUGGAGAUCUGCUUUGAUGCGGACGUCCCGCUGAAAGAGCGCACCCCCUCUGAGAAAGAGCGCUUCUAUGAGAAGAAGCACCGCCUGCCCGAGCCGUCCUGCAAGGAGCUGGCCGCCCUGAUCAGCCAGUGCCUGACCUACGCCCCCAGCGAGCGGCCCUCUUUCCGAACCAUCCUGCGGGACCUCACCCAGCUGCAGCCGCACAACCUCGUCGAUGUCACUUCCGUGAGCCCCGAGUUUCCCGUGUCGGACCCCACGGUCUUUCAGAAACGCUACCUGAAGAAGAUCCGAGAACUGGGGGAGGGUCACUUCGGCAAAGUGAGCCUGUACUGCUAUGACCCCACCAACGACGGCACCGGGGAGAUGGUGGCCGUGAAGUCACUGAAGUCUGGCUGCAGCCAGCAGCUCCUCACCAGCUGGAAGAGGGAGAUCGAGAUCCUCAAGACGCUGUACCACGAGAACAUUGUCAAGUACAAGGGCUGCUGCAGCGAGCAAGGGGAGAAGAUUGUGCAGCUCAUCAUGGAGUACGUGCCCCUGGGCAGCCUGCGGGAUUACCUGCCCAAGCACAACGUCAGCCUGGCCCACAUCCUCCUCUUUGCCCAGCAAAUCUGUGAGGGCAUGGCUUACCUGCACUCCCUGCACUACAUCCACAGGGACCUGGCUGCUAGGAACGUGCUGCUGGAGAACGAGAAUGUGGUGAAGAUCGGUGAUUUCGGACUGGCCAAAGCCAUCCCCGAAGGGCACGAAUAUUACCGCGUCUGCGAGGACGGAGACAGCCCUGUCUUCUGGUACGCUAUGGAGUGCCUGAAGGAGUGCAAGUUCUAUUACGCCUCCGACGUCUGGUCCUUCGGUGUCACUCUCUACGAGCUCCUGACACACUGUGACUCCAGCCAGAGCCCCCCCGUGAAAUUCAUCGAGAUGAUUGGUGCGACUCAGGGUCAGAUGACAGUGCUGAGGCUGAUCGAGCUGCUGGACAGGGGGAAGAGGCUCCCGAGCCCGAAGGACUGUCCUUGUGAGAUCUACUGCUUAAUGAAAAACUGCUGGGAAUCCGAAGCUUCCUUCCGCCCAGCGUUUAAGAACCUCGUCCCCAUCCUGAAGAACUUCCACGAGAAAUACAAGGCUCAGGCCCCCUCGGUCUUCAGUGUGUGUUGAGUGGGAUCUUGGGAACUUGCUCGGGGAAGGACCACGGUUGCCUUCAGCUGGAAACCCUCUGGUGGAGAGGCCACUUUGAAGUGCUGGGGAGGGUUGGGACUUCACCACUUGCUGCCUCAGUGCUGCUGCUGCACGGAACCAUCCUACUCGAUCCACUUUUCCACCGUGUGCCUUGGAGUCCAGGGAGCCCUCCGUGUAAGGAGAGAGGGCUGGCGAAGCAUCUGUUGCCACUUCUGCUUUGGCCUGGAUUCGUAGGCUCUCCAGUCAGGGGGAUUUUAAUCCCGGAAAGUGAUUUCCCUCUAGGCAAUGCAGCCAGAGGAAGCUGUGGGGCUGUCUAACAACCAGGCACAUCUCAUCAAACCUCUUGGCUUGUGUCCGCGCUGUGCAGCCAGAGCGCUGUGCGUGUUGAAGGGGGUGGACAUGUGAAAAAGCCUCCUUGGAGCCUAAUAUGCUGCAUCCCAGGCUGCUGUCAGGAACUCCUAACACCUUUGCGGGGGGCUGUGGGGCAAAGGCUGGAGCUUGAGGGGUGGGUACUUCUGUGGGUAUAGGCCUGAAUUUAGCCCUGUAACACUGCAUCUGGGGCAAGGGGAAGCAGGGGGUGCAUGGGUAAGGCAGCUGCCAAGUGAGGGCUCGAAGCAUUAUUAAAAAGGAUACACUGGGCCUGUGCCUGCUUCCUCCUCCAGCUGGACAGGGGCUCCCAGCCUGCCCUGCUCUGUGGUGCUUUUGCAGCUGGGGGAACGGGCCUGUCUUGGGCAUGUCCCCUACCUGUUCUUCACUGAUGCUUUGGUCUUUGAGCUGGGGAAGCUCUGGCCCAUCCUCCAGCUUCUUGGGAUCUUGCCUGGUUUGUACCAUAAAGCACCACAGUGCCUGCUUCUGCUGCCAACUCCCAAGCACCAGCAGAGGUGCUCUACCCCCGGGACAGCGGCUGGCUUCCUCUGUAACCCCUGUGCAGCUGCCUAUGCCCCCCUCUGCUCCCAUCGCUCCUUGAGCAGAGAGAUGUUCCCCCUCAAAAGGCCCCUGAGGGCUGGGGGCAGGUGCAGGCUGACUGAGGGGGCUGCCCUCUCCGUAUUGCCUGCUGGGCCUGGCUUUCUCCAGCGUGGACCCUGCUUGCUCCCCAGUGGCUGACCAGGGCCUCUGCUGGCCCUGCAGUCAGAGGCCUUUUCUUUGCUCUGGGGCAGCCCUUCGAUGCACUCCUGCAGCCUUGGCUGCUGCCCAGGGAGCAACAAGGGGAGCUCCUGUGCCCCACUGGAAGGGCUGUUUGGGGCCCAGAGGGAGCAUGUGUUGGCUACUGGCCCCAUUUAUGGGAAACCUCCCUGAACAGGCAGCAGCUGCCCCAGCCUGUCCGUCCAUAUCUCUCGAACGCCUUGGUGAGGCACGUCGUCCUGUGCCCCCCAUGGCUGUCCGCUCCAAGGGGACAUACCGAGGCUGUUCCCUCAGCUGCCACCGUCCACGUGCCAGCCAAAGGUUUUUCUCGUGUCUCCUCUCCCACAGCCAAGCACUGUGAAUUAGAUCAUGUGGUUGGGGGAGGGGUCUGGAGCCUGCUGGCCUUAAACCAAAUCCGGAUCACAAGAGAAGAACUACCUUUAUCUGCUCACCAAAUCACAGCCCCACCCUGUCUUCUGGCCACCUAAUGCCAGCAUUUGCCAGACUAGUCCUGAAAAAGCCAGUUAGCCCUUAGCCCUGGUUGUGGGGCCACGUCUAGAGAAGCAGGGCCAACAACAUCCAGUUGAAUGCCCUCUUCCUUGGCAACAGGGACUGCUGCGGUCGCGCGUGUGCUCGUCCUGAGGUCUCAGAUUCAUUCUCCAUGCGCUGCAGAGACGGCUGCAUUGCCACCGUUGAUUAUGUUACAAAACCCGGUGGAGGGACGGCUCAGGCCCUGAAUGAACAAGGCCUUAGAUCCGUGCGCUGCCAACAUCCACUCAGCCAGCAUGCUUGUAGCCUUUAGUGUUAGUUGCUCACUGUCUCAGCUAAAUGCCUGGAAUGUUUUUUGCGAAGGAAAUGGGUGUGGGCUGUACCCAGCCCAUCUGACUCUGCAGAACAUUUGGGGUCUGGUUCUCUCUUCCCACCAGGAAUGAUCACCGGCUUUGAGCAAGUGAACUUUUGUGGCACUUUAUUACUAAUGAAACGUUAGCAGUU
Messenger RNA from Gopherus flavomarginatus (Mexican gopher tortoise), 8167 nucleotides. It is a transcript of the gene TYK2, whose product is annotated as tyrosine kinase 2. The transcript has 23 exons. The record is from RefSeq and is a predicted model, not a curated record. Gene Ontology annotation, biological process: cytokine-mediated signaling pathway; intracellular signal transduction; cell differentiation. Lineage: Eukaryota; Metazoa; Chordata; Testudines; Testudinidae. Gene Ontology annotation, cellular component: membrane; cytoskeleton; cytosol. Gene Ontology annotation, molecular function: ATP binding; non-membrane spanning protein tyrosine kinase activity; cytokine receptor binding. Bases 2459 to 6031 code for a protein of 1190 amino acids.